AAAUGUAUUAUUCAGCUCUCGUUCACAUCAGUUUAUUUAAAUGCAAAUGCAGAGAUGUGGGGAGUCAGAAGGGGGUGAGGGGGCAAGGAUCAGUGCAACGAGAAAUGUGAUUCAACUUUUUGUGUUGUUCUUUGCAAAGCCUUUGCGUUCCCAUGGGUACAAGCAGCAAGGAGCUCCACAGCUGAAGUUCCUCUUUUCAGAUGGGGUUCCCUGAUUGCUGAGGAGAAUCUGAAGAGGAAUUUGGAUAACUAGAACAUUGACCCUCAAUGCAAACCCAUCCCGUAUGCUAUAAUGGUGUCUCUUUAAUUGGUUUUCAUGUGGUUUGCGUUGGUUGAUUUGUGUGCGAACACUACAUCUGAUGUGAGGUUAGUUUUGGAACCAUUUUCUAAGCUGUCUUUGCUUUAUAGUGUGUAAACUGUGGCAUGUGCCUGGGAUUAGGACAUUUCAUUGAGGAUUUUAGCAGCACCCCGAUGGUUAUAUGCUUGGAAAGAGAACUUCAUGGCCUGAACUUCAAGCAACACUUUGUUUGCUGGGACGUUUUCAGUUUGCAGCUGAAAGAUGUUCCAGUUCAUCCGGAAACAAAUUCACAAUCACCUUGUGGAGCGGAAAAUUAGGAGAACUCGUCUUGUUACAAAGGAUGGCCACUGCAACAUUAAAUUUGGGACUACUGAAUAUCACAACCAUUUUGCUUUCCUUAUGGACUUCUGGACUACUUUUGUUGAGAUUCAGUGGUGUUUUGUAAUUUUUUUAUUUGCCGCUGCUUUCACAGGAAGUUGGUUCAUUUUUGGUUUGCUUUGGUACUCGCUUGCAAAAAAUAACGGAGACUUAGAUGUUCUCCAGAACUCGUCGGAAUCCCAGCGGAUGAAAUGUAUAGAUAACAUUAACAGUCUCACGACUGCCUUCUUGUACUCUUUAGAGACCCAGACGACUAUUGGCUAUGGCGGUCGGGCUCUCACGGGUCACUGCCCGGGCACAGUCGCCUUGUUGAUCAUCCAGUCCCUCAUGGGCGCCAUCAUAAACUGCUUUAUGUGUGGACUCAUUUUGGCAAAGAUCUCUCUCCCGAAAAGAAGAGCAAAGACGGUAACCUUCAGUGAAACAGCGGUCAUUUGUCUUUGGAAGGGGAAUCUGUGCCUCCAGAUACGUGUGGCCAACCUACGAAAAACUCUUCUUAUUGGCAGCCACAUUUAUGGAAAGCUUCUCCGAACCACCAUCACUCCAGAGGGGGAAACCAUCAUACUCGAUCAGGUGAAUAUUGACUUUUUGGUGGAUGCUGGGAAGGACAACCUGUUCUUCGUUUGUCCACUUGCCCUGUACCACGUGAUCGACAAAUUCAGCCCGUUUUCCGAAAUGGCUGCGAACACUCUUCAGCAGCAGGACUUUGAGUUGGUGGUCUUCCUGGAUGGAACGGCUGAAUCCACCAGCUUGUCCUGCCAAGUCCGAACUUCCUACCUGCCACAGGAGAUCAAGUGGGGUUACAACUUCCUGCCCAUCAUCUCUCGCACCAAGGGUGGGAAAUACCGUGUCGACCUGUCCAACUUUUCCAAAACGGAGCCAGAGGUGACCCCACACUGCGCUUGUUGUUUCCACAAUGAACAUAACAAGGAACUCAUUCUCCACCGACACGAACGUGAAGGCAUCGAUAAUCUGGUAUUUGAUGUUAUUGACCUUCAAGACUCUUUUGAUGUAACUGAGAAGAGUGAUUAAGAGUUUGCUGCAGCAGCGACUGAUUAAAUACGCAGUAAACAUCCUGUGAUAUGGUGGCAUUUUGUACUGUAAAAGUUAGAUGCCACAUAAAAGAGGAGAGAGGAAGAGGAGGACUCGCUAUGUUAUGUACCUUGACAGACACAUUGGCUGUGUUCCAAAACCUAGUGAGCUGCCUGUGUAGGCAGACUUUAAAAGAAUCAUGCAUUUCUGACACAAAGCCUGUUCCAUAAGGUAGUGAUUGUAAAAACAAGAUGCCUUGUUUUGAUCAAACUGUUUUGAUCAAAAAAGAUGGUGGAUAAAUU
Molecule: messenger RNA, 2006 nt
Organism: Sinocyclocheilus anshuiensis
Lineage: Eukaryota; Metazoa; Chordata; Actinopteri; Cypriniformes; Cyprinidae
Product: ATP-sensitive inward rectifier potassium channel 1-like
Exons: 2
Coding region: 559-1704 (381 amino acids)
Biological process (GO): regulation of monoatomic ion transmembrane transport; potassium ion import across plasma membrane
Cellular component (GO): plasma membrane
Molecular function (GO): ATP-activated inward rectifier potassium channel activity
Source: RefSeq, a predicted model, not a curated record